This is a messenger RNA of Larimichthys crocea (large yellow croaker), 3465 nucleotides long. It is a transcript of the gene tbr1b, whose product is annotated as T-box brain transcription factor 1b. Gene Ontology annotation, cellular component: chromatin; nucleus. The record is from RefSeq and is a predicted model, not a curated record. Gene Ontology annotation, biological process: positive regulation of DNA-templated transcription; regulation of transcription by RNA polymerase II; cell fate specification. Bases 742 to 2775 code for a protein of 677 amino acids. Lineage: Eukaryota; Metazoa; Chordata; Actinopteri; Sciaenidae. The transcript has 6 exons. Gene Ontology annotation, molecular function: DNA-binding transcription factor activity, RNA polymerase II-specific; RNA polymerase II cis-regulatory region sequence-specific DNA binding.
UUACUCAGCUAUAUUCACAUAAACUUAAUGUCCCAAACAUAUUUGUAAGAUUUUUCCUUUCACUUCAUGUGAGAUGCAUUUUCCACAGCAGCCCUGUUGUCAGUCCGCAGGCUCAUAACUUCCAGGCAUAAAAUAUUUACCAGCACUGGGACUCAUAAACACAUCUUCAGUGGGACGCCAUGAUUUCACGCUAUAUCACAAACAUUUUAAGGCAUCAGAUGCACUGCCUGUCAUGGACUGUCAUUUUUGGCGUGUUAAUAAUAUAUCUUGGUUUCUUCGGCAGACAUACUUUGGCACUCAUAGCACAUAAAUAGGUAAAUAACGCGGAUAAAUAGGUAAAUAACGUAGCUGGGAGGAGAGAAUAAUAUGAUUUUUGUGUGUGUUUUGUUCAUAUAUUUGAAAAGAAACACCCCAAAUCCAUAUGUUUCAUCAAAUAUAAGCCCCAUGUCAAACUACAAACAAAUCACUUUGCUCACAGCGCUCCACAGAUUGUCCUAAUUAAGAGCUGUCUAAUUAAAUUACAGCCUUGAGUUAACCAAUGGCAAUACUUGUUUCAUUAGCAAAGCAGGAAGAGUGAUGGAAAGAAAAUCCUUCCUGAUUGCAGGAUGGUGUCAAUUGGCUAAUUUGCUGCCUUCGGUACCUUCAAGUCAUAGCAAAGGCGUUUUCAUAGUGUUAGAUUAGGAAAGGCGUGUGCAAAAGCUUGUGAUAUAGGUUGAGCUAAUAGUGGUUUCCUAUUGAGCUAUGCAGGUCGAGAAUUGCAUCUCGCCCGCGAGUGAUCUCUCCAAGAAAUUUAUGAAUGUGGGCAGUGGCUUUUCGAGCUCCGAUGGAUCAGAGCUUUCGUUGCAGGACCAUCCUAUUAUAUGUGCAAGUGACAACCUGGAGAGAAGUUCACCUCUGAAAAAAAACUCUAGGGAGAUGACGAAUCAGUUAGAGGCAGACAAUUUUCCCGACUCCAAGGACGCAUCAGGGGACGUCCAGAGGGGCAAACUCUCUCCUGAUCUUCACGGAGUCUCUGACAUCCGUCAUAAUUUCGAUGGAUCUGCAGGAGAAAGGUGCAUCUUUUCUCCAUCUACCCAGCCACAGUCAGUCUCAGCAGCUCCCAGUGCCAUGUUCCCUUACCCGAGCCAGCAUGGACCAGCGCAUCCGGCUUUCUCUAUUGGAAGUCCCAGCCGUUAUAUGGCUCAUCACCCGGUCAUAACUAAUGGAGCUUAUAACAGCCUUCUGACCAACACUUCUCCGCAAGGCUACCCGGCAGCGGGCUACCCUUACGCGCAACAGUAUGGACACACUUACCAAGGAGGGGCUUUUUACCAGUUCUCUACGGCGCAAGCAGGACUGGUUCCGGGGAAAGCGCAGGUGUAUUUGUGCAACAGGGCCCUGUGGCUGAAGUUUCACAGGCAUCAAACGGAGAUGAUCAUCACAAAGCAAGGACGACGAAUGUUCCCUUUUUUAAGCUUCAACAUUUCUGGCCUUGACCCAACUGCCCACUACAAUAUAUUUGUGGAUGUAAUACUUGCUGACCCAAAUCACUGGCGAUUUCAAGGAGGCAAGUGGGUGCCAUGUGGAAAAGCAGACACAAAUGUAAUAGGAAAUAGGGUUUAUAUGCAUCCGGACUCACCAAAUACCGGUGCGCACUGGAUGCGUCAAGAAAUAUCAUUUGGAAAGCUAAAGCUCACAAACAACAAAGGUGCCUCCAACAACACGGGACAGAUGGUGGUCCUCCAGUCUCUCCACAAGUACCAGCCCAGGCUCCAUGUGGUGGAAGUAAACGAGGAUGGGACAGAGGACACCAGCCAACCAGGAAGAGUCCAGACUUUCACCUUCACAGAAACGCAAUUCAUCGCCGUCACAGCUUACCAGAAUACCGAUAUUACGCAACUGAAAAUCGAUCACAACCCGUUUGCUAAAGGAUUUCGGGACAACUAUGACACUGUCUACACAGGCUGCGACAUCGACCGCCUAACUCCAUCACCGGGUGACUCUCCGCGUUCACAGAUCGUGCCGGGUGCGAGAUAUGCCAUGCCUAGCUCUUUCCUGCAGGACCAAUUUGUCAGCACUUAUGCCAAAUCUCGCUUUCACCCUGGCAUGGGGACUGGUCCUGGCACGGAGCGCAGCGUCCCACUCGGCAACAGCUUGCUAUCCCCGCAGCAAACCGAGGAGCCCACUGUUGCCACCCCCCCGCAGCGAUGGUUUGUCACCCCUGCCAACAACCGACUGGACUUUGCUGCCUCGGCAUACGACGCCGCUGAUUUCGCCGGUAACGCGGCCACCUUGCUGUCCUACGCAGCGGCCGGAGUGAAGGCUCUUCCCCUGCCGACUGCAGGCUGCUCCAACCGGCCUCUUGGCUAUUACGCAGACCCGUCAGGCUGGGGAGGACGCACGCCGCCGCAGUACUGUGGUGUAAAUAGCAAAUCCAGCUCGGUCUUUUCCUGCUGGCCCACUAACUCUAUCGGUGGCAGAGCUAGUACCAACUACCUGGCCGAGGAGGUAGACUCCAUCCCGACAGAGAGGUCACCGAUCGGCGGCACGGAGGAGACCAAACCCAAAGACAUGACAUCAGAGUCGAACUGGAUAGAGACGCCGUCCUCCAUUAAGUCCAUUGAUUCAAGCGAUUCUGGUAUCUUUGAACAGGCCAAAAGGAGAAGGAUCUCACCUUCUGCCACGCCGGUUUCAGAGACAGUGUCCCCGUUAAAAUCUGAGCUGCUGACACCGAGAGAGUGUGAGAAAAACUGCACAAAGGACAUUGGUUAUUACAGUUUCUAUCCUCACAGUUAAAAUCUAUCUAUCUAUCUAUCUAUCUAUCUAUCUAUCUAUCUAUCUGUUAACCAAUAAAAAAAAAGAUGAUAAGGACUGUCACCUCCACAGUUAAUGGCCAAAAAAUGUAAAUUCUUCCACUACUCUAUCAUGGGUCAUGGGUUGGGGCGCCUUCAUUCCACACUGUUAAGUAAAAAACAAAACAAAACAAAACAAAAAAACACUGUAAUUAUGAAUAUAAUGUACAUAAUAUCGGUGAUAGUGAUUGGAUGUACACAAAUAGAUUAAAUUCAUAAGUAGUGUUUAAAAAAAAAAAACCCUCUUCUGUUAAGUAGCCUGAACUGUGAGUAAAGAAAGAUAUUGAGAUUCUGUACAUGAAAUGUUCUUGUGUAGCAUAUACUGGCAUAAUAAUCCCUGUCAGUGAAAAAAAAUGAAUUAAUAAUAUAUGUAUUUUGUACUUUAUCAAAGCUGUAGGCUACCAAAAGUUUAUGACGUUACUGAUCACUGCUACAUCCAUGAUACCUGUGGUUAUAUACAGUUAUACAUGUUGGUAAUGUAGACUUAGAGUCUUUUUAUUUUGAUUUAUUUAUGAUUUAUUCAUUUAUUUCAGCCGCUUAUUUUUCAUAGCCUGUAUGUUCUGCUGUCGUGGAAAAUCUCUGUAUCUGCUGUAUUGUGGUUGAAACGUAAUAAAUGAUGUUAUCAUGACGAGCA